AUGGAGGAGAUGGCCGGCGCUGGUGGGUGGGCAGGUGAAAAACAAGUAUUAGAACUCGCCAUAGAAACAGUUCCGAUCACCCAACAAUACAUCGAGGUGGUCCACCCUCCGCCAUCCCGUCUCGUCAGGACUGUCCAGUCGUAUUUAAGCGAAUACCUUUUGACUACUCUGAGGUGGCACUUGGGUAUAGGCCCAUCACACAAGCAAGCAUACCCCCCUCUCUCUCUCACACACACACAUACACACACACACACACAGAGGCAAGUACGUAAGUUCGUCGCCUCUCGCCGACUUUGUGAAACAAUGAAGGAGCACAAGUGUGCAACAGAAUGUGCUGGAGGGGCCCAACUAAGCAUUAUGUACCACUUCAGGCAGGACCAGAAGGAGAUUAUGGCUGUGUGGACUAUUGUGGACAAUCCAAGGGAUGUUCGUGGCCGAUUUGCCGCUCUUUAG
This is a messenger RNA of Protopolystoma xenopodis, 453 nucleotides long. Lineage: Eukaryota; Metazoa; Platyhelminthes; Monogenea; Polystomatidea; Polystomatidae. The record is from the annotation of a GenBank genome assembly.